AUGGCACCCUCACGGAAACCCAUAGCGACCAAGAAGAGGCUGGCCGCCAUAGUGGCUAUGAGCGAGGACGAGUUUGUCCUUUUCGCCCUCGACCACCUCAGACAGACUGGGGAGUGCACAGUGACCACAUCCACAGCAUGGUCGGACGAUCUAACCACCGAUCAGCAACAGAACAUUGUGCAGAAAUUUCGACAAGCCGCAGAUCGCAUAAGACAGUUCGACUGCGAUCGUUUCGACAACUCCAUGGAGCGCGUGGUUCGCGACUCCGACAUAAUUGGGCUCGAUCGUAUCUAUCACCACAAACGAACUGAGGAGUUCAAGGGCCCGGCGGAACUAUUCGAAGAAGAAAAGAACUGGGAGAGAUGGCAUCAUAAAUAUUUUCUGAAAGAGGGCGGCCGACCGUGUUAUAAUAUCGAUGACCUCGACGCAGUCGCCAAAAACCCGGAGCUCAAGUAUCAUAUUACAUCACCUUGGAUGUAUUAUGAGGCCGCGCUACACAAGGACUACUACGCAGAUGCUAGAGUGUUCAGAAAGCAGCACGACCACUGGGCUAGAUUUCGAAUAUGGCAACGCGUCAACCGUAACCUCUAUGGGCGUGCCGAUCCAACAUACAGGGUGGGAACAAGCGGGGAUGACUUCGGAGUUCCGACUCUGAAAUGGUACAAAGAGAGGGCAUUUGUGGAGUUUCAAAGGUACGAGAGAGCCGUUCUGAGCAUCCUGAAACAGUACGGCAUCUCGCGACCGGCUGCGCUCGAGCUUCGUCUGAACGACCAAGACGAAUUGGUGACGUGGCAGGAAUAUGUCAGCUUCAUAUAUCUGCAUCUGGGGUGGGCGACUCAGGAGAUGGUUGAUCACAGGCUCAACGGCGAGGACUUCUUGGAGAAUUUGCGCUCCAGCGGGCAUGUGCCCGAGGGUACGACGCUCAAAGACGUCCAGUCGAUGAUGUUUGACGCCUGGGUGCGGGGACCAGUCUUGCCAAUCGAUGAUGUGCGUAGGAGCCUUCAACAGCAGAAGGAAGUGCUGCUCAAGAGGCUAAGAGAGGCCGCGACCGAAGAAGCGAAAUCAGGGGUCGAAGAGGAGAUUCGAUUACUCGACGAGAACUAUGUGGCCAACGAGCAGCGCGAGCGAGAUCUGUCUGAAAAGUGUUGGGAGCUCACCUACAGCCCAUACGAAACUGACUGGCCCUGGUGUAUCGCUGCCAGAAAGGUGUUUUGCUACGAGAGGCUGGCUGUAUGGGCACGGGACCAGAUUCCCCUGAUACGCGCCGAGCUGGAGGGUAGAAAGGACUGCAAAGAAUGCAAAGCCCGAGACCAGACACCUGCAGCUACCGAGCAGAUUUCCACAGCUACCGAGCAGAUUCCCACAGCUGUCGAGCAGAUUCCUACAGCUGUCGAGCAGAUUCCUACAGCUGUCGAGCAGACUCACACAGUUGCUGACCAGGCUCCCACAGCUACCGACCAGGUUCCGGCAACUACGGAUCAGACUCCCGCAGCUACUGAUCAAACUCCUGCAACUACCGAACAGACUCCGGCAGUUAGUGACCAGAGUCCGGUAGCUACUGACGAGACUGGACGAGAUGCGCCAUCGAAUCCUAUGACAGCCGCAGAAAAUCAAGAGUCACAAGUGUCGCCAACAGAAGGCAACCCUGCCGCCCCUCAUAACCAAAUUUUAAAACGUACUACUCGCGACCAGGCGGUUCAAGUGGAUAUUUCCACGGACAGCCACGCAGUGGAAAACGAAAUCACUGUUGAUCCUCUCACUUCAGCAGCGCCGAAACCUGGGCCGGUGAGCGAGGAUCCGCCUCGGUCGAGAAAGAGAAAGGUUGCCGCUCCAGUCGAAGCUCCCCGGAGGAGCAAGCGAGUGGCCACUCUGAAGGUAAAGAAAGAAGAGGAGGCAGCGGCUGCAGCCAGAGAAGAGACUGAGGAACAGAGUCAGCCCCCAGCGAAAGCCAGGAAGGCCAAGGCUGCUCCAAAAGCUAAGCCCAAGCCUACGGCUGCUCCCAAGUCUACGGCUAAGUCGAAAUCUAAAAGGAAGUAA
Molecule: messenger RNA, 2037 nt
Organism: Clonostachys rhizophaga
Lineage: Eukaryota; Fungi; Ascomycota; Sordariomycetes; Hypocreales; Bionectriaceae
Source: the annotation of a GenBank genome assembly